Messenger RNA from Sinocyclocheilus anshuiensis, 592 nucleotides. Its product is annotated as forkhead box C1-A-like. Gene Ontology annotation, molecular function: RNA polymerase II cis-regulatory region sequence-specific DNA binding; DNA-binding transcription factor activity, RNA polymerase II-specific. The record is from RefSeq and is a predicted model, not a curated record. Gene Ontology annotation, biological process: regulation of transcription by RNA polymerase II; anatomical structure morphogenesis; cell differentiation. The transcript has a single exon. The annotation marks the transcript as partial. Lineage: Eukaryota; Metazoa; Chordata; Actinopteri; Cypriniformes; Cyprinidae.
AUGGCCAUCCAGAACUCCCCAGACAAGAAGGUGACCCUAAACGGCAUUUAUCAGUUCAUAAUGGAGCGCUUUCCCUUUUACAGGGACAACAAGCAGGGAUGGCAGAACAGUAUCAGACACAAUCUAUCCCUGAACGAGUGCUUUGUCAAAGUGCCCCGCGAUGACAAAAAACCCGGUAAAGGCAGCUAUUGGAGCCUGGACCCGGACUCUUAUAAUAUGUUUGAGAACGGCAGCUUUUUGCGCCGACGACGGCGUUUCAAAAAGAAAGACGCUUUGAAGGAUAAAGACGAGAGAAACGUCAAGGAAGCGCCUUCUCGCCAGCAGAAUCAACAGAAUCAGACGAACCGUGAUCAGGAGCAGUCGGCGCCAGGUUCGCAGCCAGUGCGCAUUCAGGACAUUAAAACCGAAAACGGCACAUCCACGCCCCCGCAAGCCGUUUCGCCGUCGCUAAGAACCGUUCCCAAGAUCGAGAGCCCCGGCAGCAGCAGUAUAUCAAGCGGUAGCCCGCACAGCAUCCCCUCCACCCGCUCUCUCAGCCUGGACAGCGCCGGCGAGCAGCAGCAUCACCACCAGGGCCAGGCCCCCGCGCAGG